UCAGGUUCUACUAGUGUAUUAAGUUAUAUCAUAUCUCAGUAUAAUCUCAAUGCUAAUGAUACUAACACUUUUGGUCGUACACCAUUAGCCUACUCCUGCCAUUCAGGUAGCAUUAAUUCUGUUAAAUAUCUUAUUAAAAAUCAUAGUAAUUGCAUAAUCACUUAUAAUGAUGGUAAUACGUGCCUUGAUUAUUCUUGUAAUCACAAUCACAUUGAUAUCACUCAAUAUCUCAUUGAGGUACAGCAUUGUGAUAUUAAUAAAACGGAUAGUAAAGGACGCAUGUCUGUACAUUAUGCUGCAUGGAGUGGUAAUUUAAAUUUAGUUCAAUAUCUUAUUACUGAACAAAGUUUGUCUCCUACUGCAGUUGAUAAGGAUGGUUGUACUGCUUUACAUUAUGCCUCACUGUCUCUUAACUUAUCUCUUGUUAAAGAAUUAAUAACUACCUAUCAGUUAGACCCUCAUCAACCUGACAGUAAUGGUAAGCUACCAAUUCAUUAUGCUGCUGAAUCUGGUGAUAUUUUACUACUGGAAUUAUAUGUGAAGGAUUACAAGUGUAGUCUGAGCCUAACAGAUAAGAGUGGUUGGAAUAUAUUUCAUGCUUCAUCAUUAAGUGGCAGAGUUCUUUUUAUCAAGCAUAUCACCAGUCAGUAUCCUCAAUACAUUAGUUUAUUACACUCUACUGACAGUAAGGGUAAUAUGCCAUUACAUUUUGCCUGUGAGAGUGGUAAUAUUCAAUUGGUCAAAUUUCUAAUACAUGACAUGAAGUGUGAUGUCACUAUUACUAGUACUAAUAAUACUAGUAUUGUCAUUAAUGCCGGUUACUCAGGUAACCUUGAUCUAAUAAAAUUACUGAUACAACAAUACAAGCUUGAGCCUAUCAAUAUUGAUAACAAUGGUUUCUCAGUAUUACAUGCAGCAGCACAGAAUGGUCAUACUCAUAUACUGGAAUGGUACAGUCAGGAGUAUAGUGUGGAUAUUACUAAUCACACUGACAAUAACAAGUACACACUAGCUCAUUAUGCUGCUUAUAAAGGUAAGCUACAUUGUCUACAGGAACUGAUCAACAAGUAUCAGUGUGAUGUUAAUGCCACUACUACUGAUACAGGUAAUACAGUUCUUCAUAAUGCAUGUGCAGGAGGCCAUGUUCCUGUUGUACUUUAUCUCACUAGUCUUCCUCAGUGUAAUGUAGCAGCUAAGACUUCUAAUGGAUUAACAGUUCUUCACAUUACCUGUGAGUACAGCGACUCUCUUCCUAUACUCAAACAUCUGGUAGAGAAUCAUCAGUUAGAUUUGUGUGCUGCACAGGAUAAAGGAAUGGCUCCUAUUCAUUAUGCAUGUAGUAAAGGAAGAUUGAACUUGGUCCAGUACAUUAUAAAAAAAAUACCAUCAUCACUUGAACUACCUAACAGUAAGCAUGGUCAUACUCCAUUCCUUGUUGCAGUGUACUUCAAUCAGUUAGAAGUCAUUAAAUAUCUUAUUAGUAAGAAGUGUAAUUUAUCAGCUGCUUCUAAUCUAGGGUAUGGAGCAGCUCACAUAUCAGUAGUGGAAGGCCACUUAAAUAUAUUAAAGUAUCUUGUUGAUAAUAAUUAUUGUAAUCUUAAUGCGACCGAUCAUCAUAACCGUACACCACUUCAUUUAGCUGUAGGUUUUGAUCAAUUUCAUAUGUUAGAAUAUUUAGUGAGUAAGAGCAUACCCUCAAUGAGUGUUGUCUGGUUACGUGAGACAAAGUGUUUAUUGGACAGUCCUCGUCCACAUAAUGCAGUACUUAUUAAUGUACACGAUAAAUAUGGUAAUACACCAUUACAUAUAGCCUGCCAUCAAGAAAGACAGGCAAUGGUAUCACUAUUAUUAAAAGCCAGUUUAUCUCUCAAUGUUCUAUCGAUUACUAAUAAAGCAGAUCAGAACCCAUUACACUUAGCAGCUGCCUCUGUUCGUACAGAUACAGCUAAGGCUUUACUCUCCUCAAUCACUAAUAGGUCUACUCUUCAUCAUCUCUUUUUUAAAGCUACUGAUAGUGAAGGAUGCACUGCACUUCAUACAGCUUGCAGUAAUCGUCAUAUUGAUGUGUUUCAUUAUCUAUGCAGUAUUUAUCCUCAAGGUGUUAAUGUAAUGGAUAAUAGAGGACGUGGUUUACUUCAUGCAGCAUGUGAAGGUGGAGAAAUUAUGAUAGUAAGAACACUAAUUGAGACAUAUGGGCUAGAUCCUUUAGCAGAAGAUAAAAAUGGCAUCACCUGCUUACACUUACUAGCAGAAAGAAACUUUAAGAAACUUGGAGAAUCAAAUGAUUCCAAACUGAAAAUGUUGCAGAAUGUCUUAUUAGAACAAAUGAUUGGUGUAUACCGAUAUUUAGAACCAAAUAUUAAAUCUAAUCCAGUGCCUAAAGACAAGUCUGGCCGUACUCCUCUUCAUUAUGCUUCUCGUUCUGAUAAUAUUCGUAUGGUACGUUAUCUCAUAGAGACCUUUCCCUGUACUCCUGAUGAUCCUGAUAAUAAUGGAUACACUUCAGUUCAUGGAGCAUGUGAAGCUGGUAGUAUGAAGUUAGUACAAUACUUUCUAACUGAUCUCAAAUGUAAUGCACUAGCUGAAACUGAUGAUUGUAAAACCAUGCUUUAUUUUGCUAGUAAGGGUUCUAAUUUAGAACUGGUUCGGUUUUUAGUUGAUGUGUUUAGUUUAAAACCUUGUCCACAUGAUAUUGAAAUAGCUCAAUCAGUUAAUCCUGAUUCAUCAGUAGUUAAAUAUCUUCAAAAAAUUUAUGAUGAUAUGAUAUUUGAUAUGAUGGAGGAAGAUAAGAGAAUGAAGGAAAGUAUUGAGAAACAUGAACAACAACAAAUUCAUCCACAGGGGCAUGAUAUUGUAUCUUAAACACGACCUUAUCACCAUCUUACCAUUACAUCUCAUCACCAUUACACCAUCUUACAUAUUACCAUUUAAUACUAUUAUGCAUCACCUUACCACUAUUACACCUUUGUCUCCACUGUAUUGCUUUCUUAACAUUACACUAUACAUAAAAAUGAGUAGAUGAAUGCUGGUGACCCAAUGACUUUAGGCUGGGCAGCAAGAAUGGUUACCAAAUACCAACAUCCCCAAGUGCAAAUGCUUCUUUAAUAUUUUUCUUUAUUACUGUUAUUAUACCCAUCACCAUUAUUAUUGACACAUGUUAUCACUGGAGCUGCUCUUCCAUAAUUCUUCAACUCAUCCUAUGAUAGUCACAUGCAUUUUAAAUUUUGCUUCCAGUAUCAGGAGGAGAGGAAAGAGAGGAGAAAAUGAGCUUACAACUGGCAAGAUCAAUCUUUGGUUCUUUGCCUCCUCGUAGGAAUCCUUAUGCUUCACAUGCUAAUGCUAUACUUAUGCCAGUUUUUGAAUUGCUACAAAUGAUAUUGACUGAUAAUCUAGACAGUGAGGAUGAGAAGAGAGAGUCAGAGCUUAGAAAAUAUUUGAAAGAGACAUACUAUGAUGCUGUUCCUUGACAGAAACAAUAAUAAUAGUUCUAUAUGUAUAUUGUGAAAUUGUGUGAAUGUCCGAUCUAUGUUUACAAUCACUAUAUUGAUGCAAUAAGUGUAUUUUUGUUGAUGUUGUUGUAUUAAAUUCAUUUUAUUAAACUUUUUGGAAUCUUUGCAUAAU
Messenger RNA from Amphimedon queenslandica, 3621 nucleotides. RefSeq names its product ankyrin-1-like. Lineage: Eukaryota; Metazoa; Porifera; Demospongiae; Haplosclerida; Niphatidae. The transcript has 3 exons. The annotation marks the transcript as partial. The record is from RefSeq and is a predicted model, not a curated record. Gene Ontology annotation, molecular function: protein binding.